AAGUUCGAGACCGCACAAAUUUCUGUAGGAAUGAGACGCUGCGGCAUUUUUCAACCAAGAACUUCUUACUUGGUAACAUUGCCUCAGCACCAUGCUCUCAAAAAACUCUCUCAUAUUGCAGAGAAGACUUUCCUCAAGAGUUUCUCCAAUAGAAAUAUCUACUCUAAGCAAUGGCUUGCGUAUUGUCACAGAUUCCAACCCGGGCCAUUUUAGCGCACUUGGAGCAUAUGUGAACACUGGAAGCAGACAUGAGACAAAUAAAUGUAGUGGUAUCUCUCAUAUGCUCGACGUCAUGGCUUGGAAGUCUACCAAUCGAAGGUCUGGUGUGCAGAUGAUGGAGGACUUGGCGAAAUUGGGUGGAAACUAUAUGUGUGGCGCUCAGAGAGAACUGAUCAUAUACCAGUCGUCUGUAUUCAACAAAGAUACAGAAAAAAUGUUCGAGUGUAUCGCUGAAACCAUUAAAGAGCCCAAGCUAUCUGAGGCCGAAUUUGAAGAAGCCAAACUUACUGGCGCUUACGAGCUAGAGGAGUUAUCCCACAAACAUGAUAUGCUUUUACCGGAAGUCUUACACGAGGCUGCAUAUUCCAAACAAAGCUUGGGAAUGCCUAUUCAUGGCACAAUCGAAUCGUUGAAUAGGCUUUCUGUUGGCGAUGUGAGACAGUUUCAUGAAACAUAUUACUCUCCGAAGAAUGUUGUAUUGGCUAUGGUCGGGGUUGAUCAUUUGCAGGCAGUAAAAAUGGCAGAAAACUACUUGGGCGGUUGGCAAGAGGUAGCCAGAGCCAAUGAUGUCACCAAACCACUAGCACAGUAUCAAGGAGGAGAAAUCAGCCUUCCAUACCAAGAACCUCGAUUCUCUAAUCUCCCCAAGCUUGUUCAUAUGCAAAUAGCCUUCGAAACAGAAGGCCUCUUGAGCCAUGAUUUGUAUGCUUUAGCAACUUUGCAAAAGCUUCUUGGAGGUGGCCUGUCAUUUUCAGCUGGUGGGCCCGGAAAAGGAAUGUUUCUGAGGUUAUUCAAAGUAUUGAAUCAAUACCCGUUUGUGGAGAAUUGCAUGGCCUUUAAUCAUGCUCAUAGCGAUUCUGGACUUUUUGGUAUAACUAUAUCUUGCUAUGCAGAGCAUGCAGAAUAUAUGGCACAAGUGGCGUGUCACGAGUUUGCGAAAGUAAUGGAGUCAAACUCCUCAAGAGAUAGUAUUUCCCAUCACGAGUUCAAGCGUGCAAAAAACCAACUCAUCUCAUCUCUUUUGAUGAAUGUUGAAAGUAAAUUGGCCGCCCUAGAGGACAUUGGAAGGCAAGUACAAUGCCAAGGAAAAGUUACUAGCGUUGAUGAGAUGGUGCAGAAAAUACAGGCUUUGGAUAUCGCAGACGUUCAAGCUGUGGCUCAAAAGGUGUUUGGAGGGAAUGGAAAUGGUUCCAGAUCUGGAAGACCCUCUGUGGUCAUGCAAGGAGAAAGAUCGUCUAUUGGAGAUGUUGAGUUUGUUUUGAAGCACUUUGGAUUAGGGCGUUAGGAUACACCAGAACCAUGAAGAUAAUUCAAAAUGUAGAUUAUAUAUGAUCUACAG
Messenger RNA from Metschnikowia bicuspidata var. bicuspidata NRRL YB-4993, 1558 nucleotides. It is a transcript of the gene MAS2, whose product is annotated as mitochondrial-processing protease subunit alpha. Gene Ontology annotation, cellular component: mitochondrion. The transcript has a single exon. Bases 92 to 1504 code for a protein of 470 amino acids. The record is from RefSeq and is a predicted model, not a curated record. NCBI's taxonomy places the organism in Eukaryota, Fungi, Ascomycota, Pichiomycetes, Serinales, Metschnikowiaceae. Gene Ontology annotation, molecular function: metal ion binding.